Messenger RNA from Rotaria socialis, 4704 nucleotides. The record is from the annotation of a GenBank genome assembly. NCBI's taxonomy places the organism in Eukaryota, Metazoa, Rotifera, Eurotatoria, Philodinida, Philodinidae.
AUGCGCAGCGGAAUGUUUUUUGAGAAAAAGAAAAUAGCUUUUCAACUUCUCACAAUAGUCUUAUUUCGAUGGACAAGCGUCACUUCUUGUUUCAAUCUAUAUGAUACGGAUCGAACAAACAUGCAUAGUGUUUUACAAUUUGAUUGCUUAGACUAUUAUUCUUACCGUGAAACUCCUGCUUAUCAAGAGUUACGAGAUGUAACGAUUGAACACAUACCAUACUGUUUUCGUCCAGCAACAAAUGAAAAGAAAUUAGUACUGGAAGAUUCUAUCAAUCCACAGGCUCAAUACGUAAGUUUUCAAGAAUUAAGCGUGGCAAAUAUCAGUGUACAGCAACUUUUUACUUGGUCGGUUCCGAUCAAUGUGAUUGAGCAAUAUCAAUAUUAUCUUUAUGAACCGAAAUCGUCAUUGAACAAGUAUUUCUACAAUUGUUCAGAGCCAUGGUUUGGGCUCAAGUGUCAAUAUUCGUUCGAUUUCGACAAAAGAAUUUCUUUCAAUCAAAUAAUUGAUACAGUGUUUCUCAGUAAAAUGGCAUACGACGAGGCGUCAGAUGUAAUAUUCCAGACAUCGUGUUAUGUUCUUCUGAAAUGUUAUCGUAAUGGAGAGCCUUGGUGUCUUGAUUGGCGUGAAGUUUGCAAUGGAGUUGUUGAUUGUUUUGAUGACGGUCUCGAUGAAGAAUCAUGUUUCGAGUUGGAAAAGAAUGAGUGCAGUGAAAAUGAAUUUCGUUGCCGUAAUGGCUUGUGCAUUGAUGCUAGUCUUUGGGAACAAGGAGAAGGCGAUGCAGAUUGUCUUGAUCAGUCUGAUCAAUAUAUGGAAGUCUUCAAUAGUAGCAAUUGCUUUCAAUAUGCAACAUUUCGGUGUGAAGAACAUACUUGUACAAGAAGUUCUACAAUGUAUCCAUGUGGAGAUGGUCAAUGUUGUGGUAGAUUUAAAGUUUGCAAUAAUGGUCGUCAUAAAUUAUUUAUAAACGCGAUCACAGCCCAAGGUAAUCUAACGGAAAAAUGUUGGAUUGCUAUGGUCUGUCUGACUGAAAUUGGCAUGUAUGUGAAUGGGACUUUGUGUGAAACAUGGAAAACGAGUAAUUCAACUUACGAGUUUCUCAAAGAAUGCGACUAUUUCUUCCAGUUCCCUACUAUUCCAGUUUAUUCUGAUCAUGUUCGUUUCUUUUACAAAAGUCCUUACUCGCGAACAAAUUUGGGCCAGCAUUUUCUACCCGAUUAUAUUUGCUUUGAUCAACACUUAUGUGAUUUCCUCGAACCUCAAUUAAUCCAUGGAAAUCUCACUUGUCUUAAGAAUGUCACAGAUGUAUUUAAUACUUCUAUCUUUAUGUAUGAUGGCCCGUAUAUAAUUCAGUAUAUGGGAUUCUAUUUUCGUCCAUGCAUGAACUUCCGUGGUAUCUCUGACGGAAAAGCAAAUUAUAGUGAUCAUCCAUUAUUAUACAACUGCCCAAACUCACCGAAGUUAAUGUCGAAGCAUCGUAUCAUGGAUAUGGAAUCAGACUGUAGAGAUCGUGCCGACGAGAGAUACGAGAAUAGUUGUCUACUUAAUCAUACUCAUCGAGUCAGAUGUAAAGAUACAAAUAAUUGUUGGUCUUAUGCAUCGGAAUCCACCACUUGUUCAAUGGAUGACAUUUCGGAUGAAGACGAAGUUCCAUUUGAGAGUUUCUGUGAUGGCAUAGAAACCCACUAUUUCGAAGAUAAUAAUGGAGAUGAUACUAGUGAGGAGAGCGCGUGUAGGCCUGAAUGGUGUGACAAUAUUUAUGCCCGCUGUGAUGGUUAUCUAGCAUGUUCUGAUGGUAGAGAUGAAAACAAUUGCACUCGAAUCAAGUGUCCUUCAGAAACUUAUCCUUGCAUAUCUUCUCUCAACUACACAGUGAUUUGCUUGGAUGUGCAACGUUUUAGAGAUAACGAAGCUGACUGCCUUGGAUUAACAGGUGAACAACCGAGAUGCCAUGGCUCAUAUGCAUCGAAAAGCAGAAUCAUGAGUUUUAGAUGCUCAUAUUGGGAUGAAUGCAUUGACUACUUUCAGUUAUGCGAUGGUCACAAUGAUUGUCCUGACGGCGAGGAUGAAAAUUUUUGUUCAAGUCUUACCAUCAAUUGUGAAAAAAGAUCAUCCCAUAAUUAUAGUGCAGCUGAAGAGAUUCUUUGUGGAUUGAAUGAAGGUGAAAAUCGCGAAUCUCCAUUUUUUUCCGUUCACUCUUCAAACAAUUAUCCUCGACUAACAGACAGUGUUGCCAGUCAUACUAUUCAAUCUCCAGUAGGCCUACAUACUAUUGAAAAUAUCAAUGAAAUUAAAGUUGAAAACAGUUCACAAUCAUGGUAUUGCAACCGUGGACUCAUUGUUCGUACUUGGAAUGAAAACAAUAGCAAUGGUAAGGUGUGCAUUUGUCCACCUAGUUACUAUGGUAAUUUAUGUCAAUAUCAAAAUCAACGAAUAAGUAUGACAUUACGAUUGACAGCCGACGAUAGACUGGCUACGUAUGCUAUUGUUAGCAUGUUGAUCGAUGAUGAUGAUGAACGUCAAGAAAUACAUGCAUACGAGGAAUCUGUAUACAUUCCAAAGGAAAGCUGUAGUGCUAAAAUGAAUCAAUAUUUAUUAUUUCCGACACGUCCCAAAAAUGUUUCGAAGAAAUAUGGUGUACGUACUGAUAUAUUCGAGAAAAAUAAACUGAGUUAUGCUGGAAGCUGGUACUUUCCUAUUGAUUUUCUUUUUUUGCCUGUGAAUCGACUUGCCGUUUCCAUACAGAUAUCACGUCAUCUAAGUCACACUUCGUCGAAUUGUGCAAGUGAUUGUCAGCAUGGUUCAUGUAUAAAAUAUUCAAACAGAGACAAGCAUUUUUGUCGAUGCUUUCCUGGAUGGUCAGGAGUUCACUGCAAUAUUUCGAUGAACUGUGAGUUAUGUUUUUCUGGUUCAAUCUGUAUAGGAUCAUCAAAAAAUCGAUCUAUAUGUAUAUGUCCUGUAUACAAGUUCGGUCCACGAUGUAUAAUUGAUUCAUUGUGUCCCAUCGAUGCUUGUCAAAAUAAUGGCCGUUGUGUACCUUCUCAUAUGAGCGCAUCUGCAAAGGAUUAUAUUUGUAUUUGUUCAGAUCAGUUCUAUGGAUCCAAAUGUCAAUUUUCCAAAUCUAAAGUCGACGUUUCUCUAACUGAUAUCAAGAUUCCAUCCUAUCUCAUAGCUUAUUUCCUCACACUCUCUAAUCAGUCCAAUCCAAGCAAUGCAAUUGUGAUUCGAAAACUAACCCUCUUUCAACAAACUGUCACUUUCAAUAUCACAGAACCAUUUCAUAUGAUGAUAGCACAAGCCAAUUACAAAUAUUAUCUUGCCAUAUUGCAACAUUCGCCAAAGACAUUUAUCUCAACGUCGAUUAGUCCUGCACAAGAAUGCAUUCUUAGCGAUCUACUAUUCAAUUCGACAAUAUUAAAAAUGCCUCAAUAUACGAGAUUCGGAGCUUACUAUGAGCUGUGUGGAAAACGUCAUGAUUUGAGUUGUUUCGUUGAUGAAAGCUUCUUUUGUUUAUGCACUAAUGAUCAUCAUGCUAAUUGUUUGAAAUUAAUUCGCUAUAGCAAUUUUCAGUGUUCAUCGAAAACCUAUUGUGAAAAUGAAGCACAAUGUUUACAAGAUCAUCAAGUUUGUCCAUCGACAAGGAUUUGUGUGUGUCCAAAGUGUUUCUUUGGUAAUCGAUGUCAAUUCUAUGCAAAAGGUCUUGGUUCAACAUUAGAUGAAAUCUUAGGUUAUGAAUUUAAAAAUAAGAUACCAAUAUCUAGACAACCUAUGACAGUACAAGUAAGUGCUAUAGUUACAAUGAUAAUAUUUAUAAUAGGCACAAUCAAUGGUAUCUUAUCGAUAAUGACUUUUUCAAGAAAAAACACACAAAAAGUCGGCUGUGGAUUGUAUCUUUUCGCAUCAUCAAUAACAUCAUUAUCAACAAUGAUUUUAUUUACGCUUAAAUUUUGGUUUCUUUUCCUCUCUCAUCAAGACGUUCUCAGUGAACGUAAUCAAAAGUUAAUUAUCAAUGUUAACUGCAUGCUCAUUGAAACUCUUCUUAAAAUGGUUUCACACUUAGAUAACUGGUUUAAUGCUUGUGUAGCAAUAGAAAGAACAUUAUCGGUAUAUCAAAGAGCUAAUUUUGCCAGAAGUGAAAUGAAACGAGUUGCUAAACGUGUAAUUAUCGUUUUGCCUAUUUUCAUGGGAUGUCUUUUCAUUCCACAACUACUCAAUCUUCAUGUAUUUGAAGAUAAAACUGAAGAAAGAAGUUGGUGUGUCGUGAUUUAUUCACCACGGCUACAAAUGUAUACUUACACUUUGCUUUUUUUCCAUUAUUUUGCUCCAUUAUUCAUCAAUGUAAUGUCGGCUACAUUCAUUAUCAUAGCAACUACUCGUCAACGAGCUCUGAGUAAAAUUGAUCGGAGCUUUUGGAAGCAUUUUAAAAUCAAAUUUAAACAAUAUAAACAUCUUGUGAUCAGCCCUACUAUUAUUGUAGUUUUAACAUCACCUUAUUUAAUCAUUUCAAUUGUAUUAGAUUGUAACAAAUCAUCUAACCUACUUUGGUUCUAUCUUGUCGGUUAUUUUCUUUCGUUUAUACCAGCUGCCUCUAUUUUCAUAACUUUCGUUCUACCAUCCACUCUUUAUAGACAAGAAUUUUGGAAUAUAAUAAUAUCUGUUCGAAAACGCUUUUAUCCAUCAAGAUUAAAUCGUCAAAAAUUCUGA